Theobroma umbraticum is the source of this 3302-nucleotide messenger RNA. Its product is annotated as bifunctional aspartokinase/homoserine dehydrogenase 1, chloroplastic-like. Gene Ontology annotation, molecular function: homoserine dehydrogenase activity; aspartate kinase activity; NADP binding. Gene Ontology annotation, biological process: aspartate family amino acid biosynthetic process; L-homoserine biosynthetic process. The record is from RefSeq and is a predicted model, not a curated record. Lineage: Eukaryota; Viridiplantae; Streptophyta; Magnoliopsida; Malvales; Malvaceae.
AUAAUUGAUAGUAGUAGUCAGUAUUAUUGUAUUAGUAACCAAACAGCCGCCAAAUAAAGCAGACAACGAACAGAAAAAAAUUUGAUACUACUGGAAGUGAAGCUAAUGGCGGCGUUCUCAGCCACGAUCUCCGACUCUUCACGCUUCCUCUCUUCCACUUCCUUGCCUCACGACGCUGCUAAGCCCAAGCGAAAGAUCUCUGCUUCUUCUUCUCAAUGCCGCCGCUCCUUCUCUCUUCCCAAACCUUUUCCUCUUUUCAGAUUAAGUAUUGUUUCUCAGCGGGGAAGAGGGAAGUCAUUGAAUAUCUGUGUCCAGGCAUCGGUAGCAGAUAUCUCGGUGGAGAAAUCGAUGGAUACGGUUCAUCUUUGCAAGGGAGACAUGUGGGCUGUUCAUAAGUUUGGUGGCACUUGUGUUGGGACCUCCCAAAGGAUCAAGAAUGUUGCAGAUAUAAUUGUUAGUGAUGAUUCAGAAAGAAAGUUGGUAGUUGUGUCAGCCAUGUCUAAGGUGACAGAUAUGAUGUAUGACCUUAUCAACAAGGCACAAUCUCGAGAUGAUUCCUACAUCUCUGCAUUGGAUGCUGUCUUAGAAAAACAUCAGUCAACGGCACUUGAUUUGCUUGAUGGAGAUGAUCUUGCUACUUUCUUAUCUCAAUUGCAUCAUGACGUUAAUAACCUCAAAGCGAUGCUUCGUGCUAUAUAUAUAGCUGGUCAUGUGACGGAAUCUUUCUCAGAUUUUGUUGUUGGACAUGGGGAGUUAUGGUCUGCUCAGAUGUUAUCAUUUGUUGUUAAAAAGAAUGGGCUGGAUAGUAAAUGGAUGGAUACAAGGCAGGUCCUUAUUGUAAAUCCCACCAGCUCUAAUCAGGCUGAUCCUGAUUUCUUGGAAUCCGAAAGAAGACUUGAAAAAUGGUUCUCUCAGAAUCCAUCUAACGUAAUAAUCGCAACCGGUUUCAUAGCCAGUACACCUCAGAAUAUUCCUACGACUUUGAAGAGGGAUGGAAGUGACUUCUCUGCAGCUAUAAUGGGUGCCCUUUUUAGGGCUCGCCAAGUCACAAUUUGGACAGAUGUUGAUGGUGUGUAUAGUGCAGACCCCCGAAAAGUUAGUGAAGCUGUGAUAUUAAGGACGUUGUCUUAUCAAGAGGCAUGGGAAAUGUCAUAUUUUGGGGCAAAUGUUUUGCAUCCUCGCACCAUCAUACCUGUGAUGCGAUAUAAUAUUCCAAUUAUAAUAAGGAAUAUUUUCAAUCUCUCUGCACCUGGGACAGUGAUCUGCCAUAUUGAGACUGAAGGCGAAGAUGGUCAGAGGCUAGAAUCUCCAGUCAAAGGGUUUGCAACAAUAGAUAAUUUGGCAUUAGUAAAUGUUGAGGGAACUGGAAUGGCUGGUGUUCCCGGUACAGCUAGUGCAAUUUUUGGUGCUGUGAAAGAUGUGGGAGCUAAUGUCAUUAUGAUAUCCCAGGCUAGUAGUGAGCAUUCUGUCUGUUUUGCUGUGCCUGAGAAGGAAGUAAAAGCAGUUGCUGAGGCUUUGCAGUCUAGAUUCCGUCAAGCUUUGGAUGCUGGACGUCUUUCUCAGGUUGCAGUCAUUCCUAACUGUAGCAUAUUAGCAGCGGUUGGCCAGAAAAUGGCGAGCACUCCUGGAGUCAGUGCUACUCUUUUCAAUGCUCUGGCAAAGGCUAAUAUUAAUGUUCGUGCUAUAGCCCAAGGUUGUUCUGAGUAUAACAUCACAGUAGUUGUUAAGCGUGAAGAUUGCAUAAGGGCUUUAAGAGCUGUGCAUUCAAGGUUUUAUCUUUCAAGGACAACCAUAGCAAUGGGGAUUAUUGGACCUGGAUUGAUUGGUGGGACGUUACUUGACCAGUUGAGGGAUCAGGCAGCGGUUCUUAAGGAAGAGUUUAACAUUGAUUUGCGUGUUAUGGGGAUUACUGGUUCAAGGACAAUGCUUUUAAGUGAAGUAGGAAUUGACUUGUCGAGAUGGAGAGAACUUCUGACGGAGAAAGGACAAGUUGCUGAUUUAGAAAAAUUUGCUCAACAUGUGCAUGGAAAUCAUUUUAUUCCAAAUACUGUUUUAGUAGAUUGUACGGCUGACUCUAAUGUUGCAAGCUGUUACCAUGACUGGUUGUGUAAAGGAAUUCAUGUGAUCACUCCAAACAAAAAGGCCAAUUCGGGACCACUUGAUAAGUACCUAAGGUUGAGAGCUCUUCAGCGGCAAUCCUACACACAUUACUUCUAUGAAGCAACUGUAGGAGCUGGUCUUCCAAUUGUAAGCACUUUACGUGGUCUCCUUGAAACUGGGGACAGAAUAUUGCGCAUUGAGGGCAUUUUCAGUGGCACUUUGAGUUAUAUUUUCAAUAACUUCACUGGCACUAGAGCCUUCAGUGAGGUGGUGGCUGAGGCAAAAGAGGCAGGUUAUACUGAACCAGAUCCAAGGGAUGAUCUGUCUGGAACAGAUGUCGCAAGAAAGGUGAUAAUUCUUGCCAGAGAAUCCGGCUUGAAAUUGGAACUUUCUGAUAUACCUGUUCGGAGUCUGGUUCCAGAACCAUUAAGAGCUAGUGCAUCUGCUGAAGAGUUUAUGAAGCAAUUACCUCAAUUUGACGAAGACCUGACAAAGGAGAGACAGAACGCUGAGGAAUCAGGGGAAGUCCUGAGAUAUGUUGGAGUGGUGGAUGCUGUUAAUCAAGAGGGACGUGUGGAGCUGCGAAGAUACAGCAAAGAUCACCCAUUUGCGCAGCUCUCCGGUUCAGAUAACAUCAUAGCUUUCACAACUACAAGGUACAAGGAGCAGCCACUGAUAGUCCGUGGACCAGGUGCAGGUGCCCAAGUAACAGCUGGUGGAAUAUUCAGUGACAUUUUGCGGCUUGCCUCAUAUCUUGGCGCACCAUCUUAGGGAAACCGAUACCUUCCAGACCCCAGUUUCUCGUCUUCAUCUUACAGCCAGGUGGGACGUGGUAGUGUUUUAAGCUGUAGUUUUUAUGUAAUCUUAUUGGAGUCUGAAUUUGCGCAUACAACAUAUCUUUGGAGACUGCAAUAGUGAUAGAUUAGUGUUGCUAUGUUGUUUUCGGUUGUAUCAACGCACUAAGUUUGUAGAGAAUGUAGCCAUGCCCUAUGAAUUGUGGAAGUGCAAUUCAGUAGAAGAGUGUGUAUGGCGGCUCCUUUGCCUCUUUUCCUGCCACUUGGGUUAAUUCAAGUGGUAAAGGUGAGGUUGAAUUUAGGUAGAGAUCUCGAAUGAGUUGUAGUGCUCUACUCUUCUAUUAGAGAAUAAAAAUUAUGUUAAUUUUAAAUUGAUUUUUAUUCUGAAAUUAUAAAAAUUACUUAAAA